AUGGCAAGUGCUCCAGAAACACUGGCUAUUUUUUGGAAUAACGAAGGAGAGACGGCCGCCAUCUUUGAAGAUCGAAAAGGACUAGAAAUGAGCUUAGAAAUGAGUCAGCACAAAACCUCCGCAGCGGUGAUGCUUGUGAGUGAAUGCGCCAAGAUUUGGCGGGAAAUCAACAUGGCGGACGAAGAAGAGCUUUACUUGGCAAAUCUUGAUGAGUUUGUGAAUGAUGAAGAAAAAAUUGUGAGUGAAUUGACUUGAAUUUAACAGUAAUAUUUAAUCCGAGUAUUAGUAAGAUUUAUAUUUAUGAUGAGUGAUAUUUUCUCCGGUUUUUUGUCUUUAGGUCACCUAUAAAUGGCUAAGUCGUACUUUGUCUGUGCCAGCUAACAAGGCAAAACAGUAAGCUAUCUCAAACGUGGGCGCCAAUUUACCACGGGCGUAGAGGGAGGUAAACGAGGUAAACAUUGUUGUGAAAUGCUUAAACAGAUUCCCUUUCUCUAAACUUUAAGUCUUCUAAAAGUCUAAUUAGUGACAGGGAAUCUGUUAAAGCAUUUCACAACAAUGUUUACCUCCCUGUUUACCACGUUUACCUGCCAGUCUACAAGUCUCACCCGCCCUCUACGCCCGAAGUACACAAUACAUGAGGAAAAAACGAAAUUAAUAACCUUUUUAAUUUUGCAAAAAAAAAAAAAGAAAAAGAAAGACAAGGAAAAAGGAAAAAAGAGAACUAAACAUAACCAAAUAAAGUGCUAGUCACUGACUUUUGUUUCAAUGAGGUUUAGGGGUGGGUUCGAAGGGGUAGUGGGGUGAGUUUGGGGAGAGGAGGGGUUGCUUGCCCAGUACUUGCAUAUGUAACAUGUAGAUGAUUAUAAUCCCCUUUAGGGUAUAUAUGAUUUUUUAAAAAUUCAAUGGCUGUUCUGAUGAGGAAGCAAAACUCAUAUGUAAUGCAGCAGAAGAAAGUCCUACAUGUUAGUGCGGGUUUUCAAAUCUGAAAUACGGUCCAUUAACCCUUUGACUCCUGAGUUUUUCUGUAAUAUUGCUUCAGUUUUGACAUACAUACACUAAAUAACAUCUCAAAAGUUCCCUUUGAGGUAAGAAUACCCAUAAUCGUACAUAUUUAGAAAGUAGACAUAUCAGGGUUUCAAAUUAUAUAUACAUGUAUUAAGUUAAUGUUUGCUGGGAGAGCUGUUUGCCUUUAGUGGUCUCUUACAGUUGACACUGUACAUCUUGUGGCCACCAAAGCACCCACUUCUUGACCACCAUACUGUGUAUCUGCAUGCUCAAGCUCUGAAUUGUUGUCCAUUUAAGGUGGCUCCCUAGGGUAUUUACUAAUAAUCCGAGCUAUCAAGCAUACGUUACAGAAGGAAAUCUAGUUACUUUGUCUUUGCGAUUUUGUUCACGAGAUUCACCGCUAAGGUUACCCAUAUAAGAAGGCUCCUUUAUCAAGUUUCAUUUUCUAUAUUAAGGCCGUUGCCAUGGAAACAUCGCAUCCUUAAAGAGGCAGUAAUUUUGUCAUUUUUGCCCAUUUUUCCUUGAUAGUUCUAGUUUCCCGCGGUGAAAUGUCUUUAAACUUUGCCACUUCAUAUUAACGAUAUUGCUUAACAUUUUAAAGUGGAAAAAACAUGGGGUCGUUAAGACGGUUUUGCCAAUAUUUUGAAAUUUGUAAUUUUUCUUAAUAGAGGAGUUUAGCUCUUACAGAUUUUGACAAAAAAAUGACAUUACAAAGGUAACACCACUGUUAAGAAAUGAGGCGAUUUUAAAAAUAAUUUACCAAGGAAACGCGAAAAUUCACGGUUAAUUAACUGCGCUGACGUCACAAAAAUCCGAAAAAAAAACGCGUGGUUCGGGUCGUGUGAGCAAAAUACACGCCACGAGCCGUCACGCCCGCAUCGCAUGAUGCAUAAAGCUACUGAAAACAUGUGGUUUCUUUGAAGAGUACGAAAGCCAUUUUUUUUUGAAGCCGUUUAUCAGUAUCAUUACGGUGAUAUCUCCCCAGUUGAAAAAGGAGGGAUAGCGGUUCAAUUUUAUACCUAACACAGGAUGUUUUCUUCGAAGUACUUGACUAUUGUAGCUAAAAUUCGAAGCGUGGUGGUCACUCGUGAGGAUGGCGAUCGUCGGCGAUGAAGACGGUGGUUGUGCAAGGAUCGCAACAAGCCCUUCAUUUCCUAAUCUGCUGUACACUGUUUGCCGAUCUUCAAAUGUUAGCCCACUUCCGGAUACUUUUUCAACCUUGUUAUUCCUUAGGGAUAAUUUCGACGGCGAAGUUUUUCUUUUAAAGUCUGCUGUAAAAGAUGGCGCCGAUCUAUAUUUAAUCGUAUAUCAUGUCUUCAGCUACAUGUACAAGACCGUAGGUCUUGACGGACAACUAUAGCUUUCGUCAAGGGUCAAUCUGUGAGUAAAAAUUAUUUCUCGUUGUGCAAAAACAUUGUCCAUUUACUUCGACUAUUUAACGUUUGUCUUCUUUUGAAGCGAAAGAAUUGAUGUCUUUGGAAAAUUUCUGCUUUGUUUUUACAUACAAUUUACUCUUUUGAGGAUCGAUAUUGACUUGUAACAAGUGUAACAUUGUCUCCUCUCAUAAAUGUUUGACCUACACUAAUCAAACUUUUUGCACAAUGAGUUUCAAUAGAAAGUUAAUAAAGUUUUUUUGGGGGAAUAUUUCAAAACUGAGAGGCCAUGUUUGUUUUAAUUUUUGCGUGGACGUCGCGCGGAUUUUAAAGCUCGCGCCAUAGUAGUGCUCAGGCUGCGCACGGCCAAUUUACUCUAGGGAGCCACCUUAAUCGGACUAAUCUUCACCUAACCUGAAUCAUCGCUAAAAUCCGAUGCUUCGAAUAUAGGUCAAUCAACCCCAUUCUUGUCUAACAUCGAUUUUAAAGGUUAUCAUUAGCACAGUGAGGAAAUAUUGCCAAAAAGUUAGUCCAAAAUGGCGAAAAACCGAUUGAAAUUGAAUCAUACAAUAAAUAACUUCAUAUAAGUUACAUAAAGUGUCAUUUGAUAAAAUAUGGAGCCUUUUGGGGUCUUUUUUGGGACAAAAUGUACAUCUUAUUUGGAAGCGCACGGAAAAGCACGCUCAGGAGUCAAAGGGUUAACAAAUCACCCUGUGACCAGGCUCUGAUGCAGCAGCAGAUUGGUUAUUAAGUGAUGGUUGAUAUAAAAUGUUUGAUUUCAGGAUAAAUACCACAGCUGUGAAGUGACAAAUUUUCAUUUCACAGCUGUGGUAUGUAUUGUAUUACUAGUAUUAUUAUGUGGGAAGGAUGCAUUUAAAGCAGAUUCCCAAAUAGCCCUUAAAAUAAACAUUGAACCACAACAUCUACCAGUCAAAAUACUUUCCAUCUUGGAUAUAGCUAACUUAGUCCUUUCCUUGUGUCCGCAGAAUGCUUUAUGCCUUCGUACAGAAGCAAAAGUCACGAAACUCUUCUCAACUCACCAUUACAUACAUUGUUGGUGGAAGAUGUUUACUGGAUGGAGAUACAGUAAGCUGUAUUCCUUGUUAAUCUCAGUAGUGAUGGUAUGAUAAAAAAGAAGUGAAAAAUAAGAGGGAAAGAGAACAAUACUAUGAUAUUUUUAGCUGAACGUUGACAACCCGCCUCUUUGUAUUAGGGCACAGUUAGAUCAGAAUGAGGCUUCAACAUGAAAGCUUCUAAAUAUACUUGAUCACAUUGUGGUUAACUACAUUUUGUUAUACUGUAGGUUCAACGCUAUGUCAUAACCCAAGAUAAAGAUCUUGAAGGUAUAUUAUAAGCAAACCAUCAGUCUCCGUGCUCAGUUAUUUCCAUUAUCAAAAUGCAUGUAUUUAUAAAGCAUACUCGAGGUAAACUGUUAUAUAUUUUCUUAUUUCAGAGACUAAAAAGACGUUCUCUCCCGUGACGUCUUUACACAUUUACAGUGUGCAAAAAUGUAGAUUAAAAGUAAGAUGUAUUCUGUGUCUUUACUUCUACAAAGAAUAAUGGGCAGCUUAUACAAUAUGGGUAAUCCUUACUGCUGUCAAAUAAGUUUUUUGGGGGGUCAGGUGAGGAAUGCAUAAAGGGGUGGUGGUAGUAGGAGUAGGGGGGGUAUAUGAUUGAAACUAGUUGAUGGCCCAGCCAUUUUUAGGAGUUAGGAGGAAAUACCAGACUUUUAGUUGCCCUUGGGGAUUCCCCAAUCAGAAGGAUGGGUUCUUGAAAAACAAAAACUCAAAAGGGGUACGACAAUCUCAUUUUGUGGGUGUGGCUUACAUGGUUCUAAAACAACAAAUUAACCAAUAUGGAUAGAUUUAAUUAUGAUAAAUGUGCUUCAUUUGAGGAGUAGUACAGUAGUUCUUCCAGACCUCUAUUUUUGUUGGAUUAAAUAAGCAGUAGUGUCUUUUGUUUUUAGGGCUAAGGGUAUUGUUUGUGUUGAAUCAUCUAUUGUUUUGUUCUCCAAUCACAGACAAUGUCUGGAGAGCCACUGACCUUCUCCAUUUGAGGAGCAAUUUUUUUUUCUUUGAGUCAACAAAAAGUAACUACCAGGUUACAGAAUACCUUAACACCUAAAGUAACACCUGAAAGGUACAAAAAGCACAUCUACCAAUUUUAUAGUGUAGAGAAGUUGCACUCAUGGGUAAUUCAUUAAUUGUGUGUUAUUUCUAGGAUUCCAAUUCAUUAUUCACAGUUGACUAUGACAUACAACAGCAGCAUAUUACUGAGGACAACAGGUUUGUUAUCUACACAGAUCAUGAGUUUGAUUUAAACAAACGACCUUUGAUGGCUUAAUUCCUGUGUCGAUAUUGCAUGGUUGCUUAGUAACGCUAGGACAAGACAAUUCCUAACGGUAGACAUGACUAAGCAGUGGAGUAAUCAUUUAUUAAUGAUCGUUAAUUAACUAGUUACGGAGGUGUCAAACGUCUUAUAUAAACGAGCGCACAUUCUUAACCGGUCAUCUUUUGUUGGAUCCGGAGGCGACGCGUAACCUCUUGUCUUCACGUUCGUCGCUCCAAGCUCUUUUCGUAAUGUCACUCUCAGCCGGCGCACGUCCAAAGCGCGCUCCCAAACCAGCGUACGAUCCGGUUUCCUCUACGAUCUUCCCUCACACUCGUUGUUUUCAGAGGCUCUAGAAGUAGAGGACGAUGCCGACAACAUACCGAAAACAAAGCAGCGAAAGCAGAAGUCCUUCAAAUCCAAAUCACCCACGGUUCCUGACCCUUCGCCGCCGGCAACCUCUUCAGUGGAUUCAGGAAACACGCUCACUUUUGAGCAACAAAUUCAACUUGUCCAGCUCCAGAAAGACAAGCUCGAACUGGAGUUGCAAGUUCUUCUCUGAGCUCUCGAACGCCCCCCCAGAAAACACGCGGGCGGUUUCGCCCGGCGAUGUUACAGAGCCAACCUCCCAACGACGCACUAAAGACCCAUCGACUGGCCUCACGACUUAGUGCCCAGUGUUCAAGGCGAGUAUGAAAAGUUAAAUCUUGCAGAGUUUGUAGCCGGCUUUUUAGUCAUGAUAAAAACGUAUGAGUCGCAGCUGAAGGAGGCGUUCCUGGUCCACCUCGAAUUACUCAUGAUUAAAUCCAUCAGUUACUCCUGGUCCAGCGUGCGGGCUUUUCAUAAGUUCGUUCGCGAAACAAGUGGAGCAGCGCCCGUUUGGAAUGGCAAGAUUCCAAGGCUAUCAAUGAUCAGGCCCACGACCUUUUUUCGCCAUUCGGAUCUUCGCUCUUCCUCCUCGCAACACGAGAUCGCGCGCAAGUUUCGCAACCGAAUUCUUGGCAUUCUGGCAAUAGCACACCUUCAAAUCAGCAGGCAGGCAAACCCGGUCUAAAGGCAUGUAGAGCGUGGAAUUACACUGGUACUUGUGAUUGCGACAAACAGGACAGUGCAGCCUAUAGCGAACACCAUCGUUGUCGGGUCUGCAAAGCGGAUCAUCCGAUGUUACACUGUCCGGCGCCGCACACCAAUUCCGGCACAGUGACAAUCAGCUUUACAAGUUCCCAACACAUUAACCUCUUCGACCGGAACGGACACGGACCGCGAAUCUUUCAACACCGCAGCUGUGGUGCGUUAUUUACGUGCCUCGCGUUAUCCUCAACCAAAUGCUUUCGGCGCUAAGGUUUUAGUUCCAUCUUCGCUUUUGCUGGCAACGUGGAGAACCUCGCUUGCUGAUUAUCAUGAUAACAUUGUGGUUGAUUUUCUUUCAUACGGUUGGCCCAUCAACUACACUGCCGCUACACGUCCUGUCUCAUCAUCUCAUAAUCAUCCGUCCGCUUCAAACUUUCACUCCCACGUGCAAACCUAUCUGGAUACCGAGCUGUCUUACAAUGCCAUCGCUGGUCCUUUCCUAAUCCUCCCUUCGCAGACGCCUUUGUGUGUUCUCCGCUUCAACGGUCCCUAAACGCGGCUCUUCGACUACUUAGAGUGGUUAUGGAUCUUAGCUUUCCCGAGGAUCUUCAGUGAAUGACGGUAUUCCGCCCGAUACAUAUUUAGGCGAACAGUUUAAGUUGCGUUUACCUGGAAUAGAUCGGCUUGUUGACUUUAUUCUCGCUAAAGGCCGUAACUGUCUCGUGUUUAAGAAAGACUUACGUCGCGCUUAUAGACAGUUUCCUGUUGAUCCUAAGGACUAUAGUCUGCUCGGGUUUUGUUACCAAGGACAGUUCUACUUUGAUACUCGUUGUCCCUUUGGCUUACGAUCGUCGGCACUGAUUUGUCAGCGCACAACCAAAGCCGUCGUUCACAUCUUUAACGGGCAGGGAUUUUCGGCGGAUGUCUAUUUGGAUGACUUUUACGGAGCCGAAUAUCCGUCUCUUGCUCCUCAGGCUUUUUCACAGCUUGGACAAUUAUUCCAGCAACUUGGCUUGGAUUCUUCUCCGGAAAAGGACACGCCACCUUCCACUUCGAUGAUUUGUCUUGGCAUUUCCGUUGAUACUGAAGCCUUCACUCUAGAGGUACCAGCCUCACGUCUGGAGGAUUUACGAGCUGAGCUUAUCAUCUGGAAACAAUCUUCAUCUUUUACUAAGAGACAACUUCAAUCGCUUCUGGGAAAGCUCUCUUUUUAUUCUGGCAUGUGUCAAGCCUGGGAGAAUCUUCAUGGCCAGACUUCUACAAUGUCUUCGCGAAUGCAACCAUCACGCUGCUAGUCAUCGGUACCCCAUUUCCGCCACUAUGCUCUUGGACAUCCAAUGGUGGUUUGAAUUCCUUCCACGCUAUCACCGCAUUUCACUUAUCAAACCUUCACUGUGGGAUUUCGCGGGCCUGAAUUUCUCCACCGAUGCUUGUCUUCAAGGGGGUGGUGCCACCUGCCAAACACAGUGUAUCAGUUUUGUUUUUCCUGAUUGCAUUUCUCUCCAAUCUCUUCACAUUAAUGCUCUGGAACUGUUCACUAUCGUUGUCGCUCUAAAACACUGGGCUCCUCAGUUACAAGGUCGAAAAUUCAUCGUGGCAUGUGAUAACUCCGCGGCUGUUACGGUCAUCUCAUCCAAUGCAUCAAAAGAUCCUUUUAUGCAGCGCUGCCCUCGCCAGUUAUGGUUCACCUCUGCUCUCUUUGACUUUGAAGUCCAUGGCGCUCCAUGUUCCUGGCAAACACAAUCAGUUUGCUGAUUGUCUUAGUCGCUGGCACUCCGAUCCUUCAGCUCGCGACAGCUUUUAUCGCUUUUGUAGUGACUUUAAUCAAGUUUUCUAUUUUCAAGAUGUUGACUCUGCUUGUUUUUCUUUCGAUGUUGCGUGACACUCUUUUUAUUUAGUUUUGUUUUUUCUCUUGUAGACCUCCCUCCGGGAUCAGGUCAGCAUUCCCGGUCAGAUGUUUCUAUCGUCACAUUGCAGUCUUUAGUCUCACGCCUCAUCUCCUGUGCACACGCAACAUCGACACAGAAGAAUAUAGCUGCUCAUAUUCGUAGUUAUCGGACUUUUUGUGACCUGAGGGCUCUUCAGUCCUUUCCUAUUAGUGUUAAAUCGAUUAGCUUGUAUGUAGCAUAUUUAGUCGGCGCGAAAACGGGCUUACGGUACCGUGCUUAACCAUAUUAGUAGUCUUAAACACGCUCAUCAACUUGCCGGGUCUGAACUCACUUGAGUUCGAUUACCGCUUUCAGCUUUUAUUACGAGGCGUAAGCGUUUUCUGGGUCGCGGCCGUUUCUCGUCAAUCGGCCAUGACACCUUCAAUUUUGCAUGCCGCGUUUGAUCUUUUCAAUUUUUCUUUACCGCUACAUGCGGCUAUGUGGGCUCUGUUUUUAGUUGCUUUCUUCACCUUUUUGCGUAAAUCCAAUCUAGUACUUUCGAUAAUCCGAGGCAAAUCUCCCCCAAGGUUAUCACGCUGGCAGAUUUGGUUUUCACGCCUUCGGGCGCAAAUAUCCAUGUUUCAGCCACGAAGACCAUUCAGUGUCAGCAACGCUCUCUUAUUUUGCCAAUUCCGUGAUUUCUGGCUCUCGCCUUUGUCCGAUUUCGGCUUUGCGACGCUAUUUCGCGCCAACCCGGGCCCGUGUCUGCCCCCUUUUUCAGUUUCCUCCGGGUCGGGUUUAGUACCAAUUACUUACAAGCAAUUUUGCGCUUUUCUUUUGCUGGUUAUGUCUCGCUCAAUUUCGACCCGUCCCUUUACUCUCCUCAUAGUUUUCGAAGGGUGGGGCGACUUUUCGCAUUUGAUUGCCAUAUUCCAUCCGAAAUAAUCAAACUGCAGGGAGACUGGAAGAGCGACGCUUAUCUUGUUUAUUUAGAAUUAUCUCAGACACAAAAACAGCAGGCAGCCAAGGCUAUGGCCUUAACGCUUCAGUCUAUGUUUUCCGACUAAGUUUUAUUAUCGACUUAUGCCUUAGUCUUCUUUCAACCCACUACCAACAUUCUCACUCUAGUUUGGGCACUUUGGCGUCUUGGUUUAUUGUCAAGCUAUCGGUCAGCUUUCUCCGCUUGGUUCAAUAAACUUAUUUUGCCCAAACUCUCGUGUCGUCUUGGUAACGUGGGUUGAUUGAGUAAUCAUUUAUUAAUGAUCGUUAAUUAACUAGUUACGGAGGUGUCAAACGUCUUAUAUAAACGAGCGCACAUUCUUAACCGGUCAUCUUUUGUUGGAUCCGGAGGCGACGCGUAACCUCUUGCCCACCUCUCCCUAAGCAGUGUACAGAGAUGUGUGUAAGCUGUCAUUAAAAAAGGUUUUGUUGUUUGUCUUUAUUCCAGGUGGAGCCAUAUUUGUUGUUCAGCUGCUAAGCGUCGAUCAGACGAUGGUGUCCACAGAGUUCCUCACGGUGUGAAUGGAGUAACAAAUAAUGAUAAGAAAAGCUCAGCUAGUAGAACAGUGAAUGGCGAAGUUGAAAGUCAUUCCUCUAAAGGUAGUUUACUUACGUGAAUAGGCAAACUGAUACUCUACGACAUUCUACAUUCAUGACAUGUAUAAGCUAAAGUUGAUAUAUUUUCAUCUUAGGGCCUUCCACUUCUAGAACAGAACAAAAAGCUAAGGUAAAGGUUUUUUGAGUUUAUUACAGUAAACGUUACUUAAUAUUGAGACAGAUUCAAGACUCUACAUUUUAAAGAUACACUUUGAUAUUUGCCCUGUAAAAUCACCACAGCUUGCAAUCAUUGAUUUUUCCCCUCCUUUUUGUAUUUCACGUACCAUCCAGAAAAGUAAGAUUUUUGUGCUCAUGACAAGUUGAAUAGAUAACCCUCACAAAGCCGAUUCAUUUAAUAGAAGCUGUAUGUGAUAAUUUCAUUAUUGUACUUCAGUCGUUUCCAUUUCCUUGCCCAUACUUUUUAAGGUAAAUGUCCCCAGUUUUUUUGAUAAUGUCAAGGCAUCAAGUUCCAAGUCAAAGAAAGGACAGAUCUCAGCUCUAGAGAUGUUUGCGGCAAAGCCAACAACUUCAAAAAAUGAGAAAAGUAACAUAAAGAAAGAGGAGGAUGUUCAAGGAGAUACAGAAGAAAAGGUGUGGAAAGUGGCUUACAAUUUUUGACUUUUGUUAAAGAUUGCGAAAUUUAAAAAAAACAUAAGUGGUUUUUUGAAAGUUUAACAAGAUAAUAUAUUGUAGGUCAGAGUAUUUUUGUGGAGUCAAGUUACGGAAUAUUUUAGGCUCUUCAUUGUAAAUGGAUUCUUUUUUUGAUAACUAUACAUGUUAGCUAUUGCUUUACUUGCAUUCAAUUCAGUCAAAAGCUGCUCAAACCAAGUCGGACAGCAGCAAAACAGGGAGUGUGAAGUCAUUUUUUGGACAAAGUUCAACAGGUAUGUCAUUUUUUGGUGUUUUGUAAUUUCUGGAUAAACAUCAUUGUUACUGAGAAAAACUGAACUUUUGUGUUAAUUUGGCAUACAUCUUUGACUUUUCAGUUAAAAAGACUUCAGAGAAACCAGCUCCUACUGGAAAAAGUAAUGCUUCUGAAGCCCCAAAGAAAAAUAAAACUGACUCUGAGAAACAGAGUCUAAAUGCUCAAAGUAAAAAUCAAAAGAAAAGGUAUGAAAGGUUAUGUCGUUUUUGUAAGGUGUGUUUGCAGCUGUUUUCAUUUUUUCUUUAUAACAAUAAAAAAAUAUUGUAUUAACAAAAAAUUUAUUGUUGCUAAUGUAACAUUUUUAUUGAUUUUAUAAAUUUUUUGGAGAGGAAAAACGUCAAGGAGAGGAGAGUAUUGUUUCAUCUUGGUCAGGCUUCUGUGGGCAAGAAUCUUUAUACUUAAAAUUCACAUUCAUGUUUUUGUGUGAAAUUUUUAAAUUUCUUUUUUCUUUCAUUUGCAGGGAAAUGUCUUCUGAUGAUGAGGAGGUAGGGGCAUGAUGAAUGUAUUUUCAUUUCAGUGUACUUUUGAAUUUCAUCUUGAGCAUUUGCUGCCUGUUGUUUUACAGGAACCAUUACCGCCAAAAAUUUCUAAAGCUGUCAAGGCUAACGUUAAAGGUUAGUGAUGACAUAAUGUUGCUAUUCACUGUUUGAGGGCAACAAGAGGAGUCCAAAAUCCUAACUCCAGGUUGCUAUCAUGCAUGCACGGCAUGUUUGUAACACUAUAGCAAGCUUCAUGUGGACUUCCUCUAAGAAUGAAUGGAUUACACAGAAUGCAAUCUGAUCACUCACAUUUGGACUUUCUAUCUUGUAAUCUGAUCCCAUGUGGUUUGACCAUCUAUCACAUGAAAUUUACAGAAAGCAGAGUGUUGGAGCAAAAGUGUUUUAACCUUUUAUUGUUGUUGCCUGCACUUCCUAACCUUUGGUUAUCACCAGUCUAAUUAUGUGAACCUCUUGGGAAUACAACUCAGUGUGUGGAGGGGUGGUGAGCUAAGAAAACAAACAUUUCAGGUACUGCUUGGAGUGGGGGGAGGGGAGGGGCACACACUAGUCACUGUUGGGGAUAUCCCUUGUCUGUGGGUGUGGUAGGAGCCUAGUAUCCUCUCAGUUCUGGGGAUGCCCUUUUUACCGAAACGGGGUGGGAAGACACGGGUCAAGUCACUUGUGAGGAUAUCCAAAAUGUCUUUAAAAUGAUAUGUACACCCUGCUGAAAGCUUCUUCCUUCUUUCCAUGUCCUUUUUACAGGGGUGGGGUGGGAAGAUAAGGGUCCAGUCACUGUUGAGGAUUUCCAAAAUGUCUGUAAAGUGACAUGUACAUGUACCUCCUGCAAGCUUCUACCCUCAUUCCCUGAAAAUGUCCUUUGUACAGGGGUGGGAUGGGAAGGCAAGGGUAAGUCCCUUUUGAGGAUAUCCGAAAUGUCUGUAAAACAUCAUGUACCUCCUGCUGCCUUUUUUUCCCUCCUUUCCUGGUCUGCUGAAAUGAAUUAUCCUUCUGACUACUCAUUUUUAUGCCUACAUUUUCAGAAAACGGAGAUUCAAAGGAAGCCAAGAAAAAGGUAAUGAAGGAAGUUGAUUUUAUUACCCUUGCCUACAUGUAUGUAUUCCACAGUUUGUUUUAUUCAGUUGCAUCCUAAAAUGUCAUAACUGCAUUUUUGCCAUUUUUUAUGAAACAGGCUCAGGAGAAAGAGCAGGAGGAAGGAAAGACCGAUCCUUUGAAAAGGUAAGAUUUGUAUGACUGUUUAUUGCAGUCUUGAGAAGAGUAAAGUGCCAGCAUAGAUUUUGGUCUUUUUAUUUGCAAAGAAAGAAAACCUGAGUACAUCCCAGAGCUAUGCACAGUGGUGAGAGCUCUCACCUCUCACCAACGUAGACCGCGUUCAAAUCCUGGCAUGGACGCUUCGUGUGGGUCGAGUUUGUUGUUGGUUCUCUCCUUUGCUCUCAGAGGUUUAUCUCUAAGUACUCCGUUUUCCCCUCUGGGCAAAAUUAACAUUUCCAAAUUCCAAUUUGACCAGGAAUCAGCUGGACGAAGAGCCACUAAGUGAAUGUUGCUACCUCUAUGUUGUUAUUUAUUAUUUAUUUAUUAUUAAUUUUUUAUGGGAUGUUAGUUUCAUGAAGGGAGUUUUACUAAACAAAUUUCUGCCAUCUGUUCUCUAUGUAUUCUUUUCUUGUUACAGUAAGUGAUUAAAUUUGCUGUUUCUUUUCAUAGCAAUAAAGCAAGAAAAAAGAAAGCUGUUAUAGCUGAGUCAGGUAAUGAAAUAGUUAUCUGAUUAAUAUUGAUAAUAAUUAUAGAUAAUUAUUAAAUUCAGUCCUCCUGUAAGCAGAUACCUGCUAAGACUUAAACAAGUCUCUUCUUAGGAGAGAUCUCCAUAAAAAGCAGGUUAUGCUGAGAAAACAGCCGACAUUUUGCGACGUCACCACAGGUUUCCCUGCAAAAUGACGCCUGAGAAACGAGCAAUCAAAUUCCAGAUUGAUGAUGCACCACUACCCAGAUCUGAUUGGUUGCUGUGCUGCUGAGUGGUUGAAAAUUUAACAUUUUGCAGGGAAACCAGUGGUGGCAUGGCAAAAUUUUGGCUUUUUUCUCAGGCUACUUUGUGAGCAAGGAUUAAUAAUUACAGCAUGUAUCCAAAGUGUUUUUAAUAAACUUGAACUUGAACUUGCUAAAAGCACGUUAGAAUAUAGUGUUUGUAAGUAAGUGGGACAGUGGCUAAGUGUCCUGAGAUUAGCACAGAAAAUUGAAACAAAAACUAUCUGUAAAGACACAUUUUACUUCCACUUUAGAUGAAGAAAUAGAAGAGAAGCCAAGAAAAAGAAGAAAGCGAAUGAAAGAACUUCCCAAUGAAGGUAGCAGUGAAGAUGGUAAGUUGGUUAUUGCAUUGGCCCAGUACUUGGCUAAUGCUGGCCUGAGGUUAGCUCAAUGAUGUUUUUAUUUUUACUUACAAUGAAUUCACAGUUCAGUAAAAAUAAAAAAUGCAGUGUUUACUUUGUUAUGAAUUUGUUUAUCUAGAAAAAGAGGAGAAAGUGACAAAUGCGGAAGCAAAUAAAGAGGUUUCUCCAGACCAAGAAUCCACUAAAAGUGAAAGCCCAUUACCUCAACAGGAGCAACAACAAACCGUAGAAAAAGACGCGAGUAGGCCCGCACGGAAGCGAAAAAAAGUGAUGAAAUCCAAAACCUUCAUGAACGAUGAAGGUUACAUGGGUAGGUUUCCUGUGUCGACUUGACUAGGCGACUCUUUUGGUAGACUGUGGACUAACAUUUUUCCGAGGACCGCGACGUCGGCGAAACUUCACUUAAAACAGCUAAAAGUGAAUUCGCACUCUUUCAAUCUUCAUUGCGAUUAUAACAACUUACUUUGUCAAGUAUAGGCGAAUUCUUCUGGAGAAUUCUUCUGGAAUUCUUAGUGAAAUUAGGCACUUUCACAUCGUAUUGUACUAAAAAGCGUGAUGCACGUGCAAAGUUGUUGUUUUACCAAUCUAAACCUAUUUCUCUUUUGACGUCUUCUUAGGGCCUGUUUACAUGGAGUGGGGUACCCCGGUCUAGUGGGGUUGGUUUCUUUUGUUUUCACGCUCUGGGGGACACAAAACAAAAGAAACUUACCCCACUAGGCCGGUGUCCCCCACUUCAUGUAAACAGGGUCUUAGUGUCCACAAUUAGCUUUUAGCUAAAUACCUUGACACUUUAAUAAAGUUUAUGUAUGUAUGUAUGUAUGUAUGUACGUUCGCGUGGCCGUCGCCGUCGUUGGAUCUUAAGGUCCCUAUUUUUUUUUCUUACAGUGACUGAGAAAGUUUGGGAAAGUGAGUCUACAGAUGCGAGUGAUGAUGAACCCCAAAUAAUUAUCAAACCACCCGUGUCUUACGAGAAACGGCCAUCACUGGUCAAGAAAACCGGCGCUAAGAAGACGCACAGUGACAUGAAAGGCAAAGGAGUGAAACAAUCCUCGCUGACAAGUUUCUUCAAAAAGUCUUAAUGAAUUGAUUGUAAAAAAUAUAUAUUAUACUUGCAAUUAUGUGGGCAUUUUUUGAACCCAAACGUGAAGCAUUUUUGCUUUUUUUGGUUCAUAGUUUACCAGAUUAUUAUUCCUUGACUAUAAAAUUACUUCAGCAGAUAACAUACAUGUACUCUUCUGGGCUUGGUUGUUUAAAGGAGUAUUAUGGUCACCCGUGUGACUUCAAAUCUGAACGCUUACAAGGCAAAUCCCUGAAAGGGUUAACCUCUAUUUAUUGAUAUAUGCCACAACAAGAAUAACUUACAUCCUUUUAAGAACAUCAGCAUGGAAAUUUCUUCAGACUGAAUGACAUGGAUUGAUCUUGAAACUGGUUAUUUUAAAUUCUUGAUUUAAACUUGUAAGUUAUGCAGAUACACCUAUUGCAUGUUUUUACGACAGUAACAACAAUUACUUAUGUAGAUAUUCCUAUAAGUGUUAAGAUAUCUUGACAGCCUUUCUAGCGUGCCUUCAGCCACUUGAAGCCCUGCAAAUACAUAGAACAGCUACUGAUUACAUCAUUCAUGUAUGUACUAAAACUAAUUUAAUUGCAUGCUAAAUAUAUAUAAGGUACAAGUGAUUAUCUUUCAGUUCGGCUCCAAGCACAUCUUGUCGCUUUCUUGGUAACCAACAAAGUUUCCUCAGAGGAUACCUUGCAAGUUUUAAAAUAUAUAUCAGAGAAGCAACCCCAGCUGGGUGUGUCGUGCUUAAACUCAAAGCGACAAAGGUGAACCCACUUACGUGCGUGUGAGCGCUGAAGACAAUUUGAUUCAUUCACUGCGUGAUUGAUCAGAAAUAUUGCUCUUAUAAGGUGGUUAGAUUAAAAAAAACACUUAUUGUUAAGUCUCUUGUUCAGUGUGAGAUGGUCAAGGAGUUUGAUUUGAUAGAGCAUACAAGCACUUCAGAACAGGCUUAUGCUAAACAAAAAGGUAUUACGCGAUGGACUCCUAUCUGCUUUCCUUUCGUCGCCUUUCGAUUUUUCCUCGUCACUUAUUGAAGCUUAGAGCGAAGAACAGGUUAAACUUGCUCCCUGAUACAGAUCGAUACAGGCACACUUCCGGUCCACAGGUGUGUCGGGCAUAAUCAUUGAUGAAUUCAAAACUCAGUUCAGUUAUUUAUUUAAACAAAACAAUAGUUGCUGAAUAAAGUAAAUACAGUUGAGAUGGGUUUGUUGAAGGCGGGAUGCCUCAGGCAGGAAAAGAUUUUUGUGACUGUAAUUUAUGAAACCAGUGUUAUCGGAACUUGAGGCUAUACUUACCUCACUUCUCACCAAUCUUGACAUCGUUCUCACGAAACUUCCUUCCAUGAGCUUUAUUUGGUGUUAGGAACUGUAGAUUCUCAAUGGAUCGUCGGUACUUUGCUGACUUUAUUAUGUCAUGCAAAUUAAAUCCACCCCGCCCUCCACCCCGUCGACCCUGCGAUUGAGCUUGGGAUACCAUAAGAGCAUAAAGGCAAAGAACGAAAAUAAAGACAGAGAAUUUCGGACCCAUGAUUAGUUCAGCUCUUAAAUGUUGCAGGAAAACAGUACCUAAUAAGCAAAUAAAAGACAUGACAUUUAGUUCAAAUUUAAAUUGAGAUUCACCAUAAAAGAUGACAUCAAUUACAGUCAUCGAACCUCCACUAAUGGCCACCUCUCUACAACAGCCACCUCUUUACAACGGCCACCUUUCUACAACGGCCACCUCUCUACAAUGGCCACCUUUCUACAAUGGCCACCUCUCUACAAUGGCCACCUUUCUACAACAGCCACCUUCUACAACGGCCAACUUUCUACAACGGCCACCUCUCUACAACAGCCUCCUCUCUACAACAGCCACCUCUCUAAAAUGGCCACCUCUCUACAAUGGCCACCUCUCUACAAUGGCCACCUCUCCACAACGGUCACCUUUCUACAACGGCCACCUCUCUACAAGAGCCACCUCUCUACAACGGCCACCUCUCUACAACGGCCACCUCUCUACAAGAGCCACCUCUCUACAACGGCCACCUCUCUACAACGGCCACCUCUCUACAAGAGCCACCUCUCUACAACGGCCACCUCUCUACCAGAGCCACCUCUCUACAACGGCCACCUUUCUACAACGGCCACCUCUCUACCAGAGCCACCUCUCUACAACGGCCACCUUUCUACAACGGCCACCUCUCUACAACGGCCUCCUCUCUACAACGGCCACCUCUCUAACAACGGCCACCUCUCUACAACGGCCACCUCUCUACAACGGCCACCUCUCUACAACCCACCUCUCAAGAGCCACCUCUCUACAACGGCCACCUUUUACUACAACGGCCACCUUUCACAACGCCACCUCUCUACAAGAGCCACCUCUCUACAACGGCCACCUCUCUACAACGGCCACCUCUCUACAAGAGCCACCUCUCUACAACGGCCACCUCUCUACAACGGCCACCUUUCUACAACGGCCUCCUCUACAACGGCCUCCUCUCUACAACGGCCUCCUCUCUACAACGGCCACCUCUCUACAACGAGCCACCUCUCUACAACGCCACCUCUCUACAAAGAGCCACCUCUCUACAACGGCCACCUUUCUACAACGGCCACCUCUCUACCAGAGCCACCUCUCUACAACGGCCACCUUUCUACAACGGCCACCUCUCUACAACGGCCUCCUCUCUACAACGGCCACCUCUCUACAACGGCCACCUCUCUACAACGGCCACCUCUCUACAACGGCCACCUCUCUACAACGGCCACCUCUCUACAAGAGCCACCUCUCUCUACACCACCUCUCUACAACGGCCACCUUUCUACAAAACCACCUCUCUACAAAACCACCUCUCUACAACGGCCACCUCUCUACAACGGCCACCUCUCUACAACGGCCUCCUCUCUACUUGGCAUUCUCACCUCUCUACAAAAAGCGGCCACCUCUCUACAAAGAGCCACCUCUACAAGCAGCCACCUCUCUACCAAGGCCACCUCUCUCUGUCUACCACCUUUCUACAAACGACCACCUCUCUACAACGGCCUCCUCUCUACAACGGCCACCUCUCUUCGGCCACCUCUCUACACUACGGCCACCCCUCUCUACAAGAGCCACCUCUCUACAACGGCCACCUUUCUACAACAGCCACCUCUCUACAACAGCCUCCUCUCUACAACCCACCUUUCUACAACGGCCACCUCUCUACAACGACCACCUCUCUCUCAACGGCCACCUCUCUACAACACGACCACCUCUCUACAACAGCCUCCUCUCUACAACGGCCACCUUUCUACAACGGCCACCUCUCUACAACGGCCACCUUUCUACAACGGCCACCUCUCUACAACGGCCACCUCUCUACAAACGGCCACCUCUCUACAACGCCACCUCUCUACAACGGCCACCUCUCUGUGGCCUCCUCUCUACAACGGACCACCUCUCUACAACGGCCACCUCUCUACAACAGCCUCCUUUCCACGACAGCCACCUCUCUACAACAGCCACCUUUCCAUGACAGCCACCUCUCUACAACAGCCUCCUCUCUACAACGGCCACCUUUCUACAAACAUUACCUCUCUACAACACCACCUCUCUACAACGGCCACCUCUCUACAACGGCCACCUCUCUACAACGGCCACCUCUCUACAACAGCCACCUCUCUACAACGGCCACCUCUCUACAACAGCCACCUCUCUACAACGGCCACCUCUCUACAACGGCCACCUCUCUACAACGGCCACCUCUCUACAACAGCCACCUCUCUACAACGGCCACCUCUCUACAACAGCCACCUCUCUACAACGGCCACCUUUCUACAACGGCCACCUCUCUACAACAGCCACCUCUCCACAACGGCCACCUCUCUACAACGGCCACCUCUCUACAACGGCCACCUUUCUACAACGGCCACCUCUCUACAACGGCCACCUCUCUACAACGGCCACCUUUCUACAACGGCCACCUCUCUACAACGGCCACCUUUCUACAACGGCCACCUCUCUACAACGGCUACUUUUUUUGUCUCGGCGGCCAGUAAAUACAUUAACUCUUUCUUAAACCUCUCUACAACGGCAACGGCCACUGAAACGUGUCCCCAGCUGUAACCUCUCGACAUCGGCUAGUUUUUUCAGCGACUGAUGAAAAAGUAAGGAAUGUUCACGAAAUUUGAUCCGUAAGGCGCGUUGAUGACUAAUCGCGGCAUCGUAUUUUGAUUGUGUUCCAUUUAUACUGCUACAGUAAGCAUAAAUUGACUACGAUACUUGUUCGUUUUGUCGCGUUAAUAUUUGGAUUUAAAACAUUCAAGUUUUUUGUGUAUCUUAUCUCUCUGUAUAUUAUUUAUGACUGGAUUUACAUUGUGGGAUGCAGUAAGCAUGAACUUAUCUGUACUCUCUAAAAGGAAUUUGUCACAAGAAAGCCCUAAUUCCCCAUAACGGCCAGCUCUCAACAGUGGCCACUUUUCUCUGUCCCCAAGAUGGCAGUUGUAGAGAGGUUGGACUGUAUUCUCCCUAUCAAACAUACUAUCCGUGUGAAAUAAAAGAGGCUUUUCCGCAUGGCUAAACAAGUUGAUCCUUCACUAACCUGCUACAAAUCAAACACAGACUUACUUAUGUUGGUGAUGAAUUGCCGAGAGGAUUCCAAUCGAACCAGGAGUUGACAGGUGUUCUUUAUCUCAGUUCUGAAGAACCACAGACUGGCAAAAAUCUCAAGGCCUUUUACAAAUUUAUUACUGAGUACGUGGACGUGACAGGCGUAAAUUGAGACAAGAGGGGGGUCUUUGAAAUGAUCAUCGCUUGAGUGUGCAUUCAGUUGACAGUAAUUUGGAAUGCAAAUUUGCCAGUACUUGAUUAUUUCGAAACAGUCUAUUUAUAAAAAAGGUGACUCAUCCCUUUCAAGAGUAAAUACCCUCAACUGCAUGCUACAUAGCCUGUGCCAGGCUCUCAGAUAGUAUACGUAGUGGGAACUUAUUAAAAGUGAAAUUAAGACGCGCACGACUUGGGAAAGGGGGCGGUGGCGGCGCGAAAAAUGGGAGAGAGCCGCCCUGUCUCUCCCCAGCCCCCGCGCGUUUUUCGCAUUUCUUAUUACUGAACGACUUUCCACCACUAUCUCGGAGCCUGGAACAGGCUACAUGCUACAGUACACUGAAUCAAACACAGAGUUACCUUUGUUGGUGUUCAGUCAGUACGUGAGGUGUCCAACUGAACUGUUUAUCUUCUUGGAAUGCAAAGCCACCUCAGAAGGGCGCAUUCCUAAUUAGGGGCCGACCAUUUGACUUUUAAAGGGGGGUGGGCUAUGGGUGAUUUUAAAAAAAAAAAUACACCCAGUCCUAAAAAUCUCUAGUGUUAUUUUCUUGUUACUUAGAAGAACAUACAAAACACUAAAUACCUAUACGGCCUCCUCUCUACAACGGCCACUUUUUUUGUCUCGGCGGCCAGUAAAUACAUUAACUCUUUCUUAAACCUCUCUACAACGGCAACGGCCACUGAAACGUGUCCCCAACUACCAAAAUAACCUCUCAACACCGGCUAGUUAGCUCAUGGAUGACGUAGUCAUGCCAUGGGCUUUUGGAGGCACUCGAAUGGCACUCGAUCACUCACUCACUCGAUUCUCAUUAAUUUAUUCAUUAAAGUCAGAUUAAACACGUUACUCCUACCUCCCUUACUUAGUAUUACUUUUUUUCCAAGUGCCUUUUUACCUAUAUGUUUGAAAUAUUCUAGAGGGUACUAGUAAGGCGAAUAUUUUUUUUUCCCGACACAUUAAUUAUAGAGAAGGGGUUUUGUAUAAAUAACAAUAUUUUAAAGAACACUGAUAAUAUCAUCCGCAAGAAAUGGACUUAGAAUUGUUAAAAGGACAUUGAAAUGAUUGAGCGUGGAUCAUUGUUGUAUAUUUGGAUAGCCUGCGUAGCAGGCGCUUGGAAGUAGCGGGCGAAAGAGAGAACGGGCGCGCGCGAGGGAGACACGCAAGGGGUGAGGGAGCGCCUGCACGGAAGGCCCCCGAAAAUCGUUUCAACUCGCACUCUGUGAGUGCGGAUAUUUUCAAUUGGUCGAGAGGCUCCCGAGGGAAAAAUUAACCGCGCGGGGCGAGAAAACUGUCAAUCAAUAGUACAUGGACAACGUAGUGAAGAUCUUGCAUUACACCACUGGGUCCUGAAACCACUAAAUUGUAUACAAUCGAAGUUCAGGUCUCGGAGGUCACUUCAAUCUGGUUUAAUGGGACUAUGUGGCUGUAAUGUCAAAGAAAAGUUGGAGUGUUCAAACGGCAUUCACGAUGGAAAGAAUUGACAUCGGAUACGCAUCAACAGAUGUGGCGAGAGACAAAAGAUUUGUCGAAUCGUUGCAAUGAAGGUCAGAGGAAAUAUUCUUUGCUCAGGAGAACUUGGCGGCUUGUGCUGUCGAUGGAAUGUAUACCAUCAAAACUUGGACACGAUUGAUGAAAUGAAACACUUACCAGGGGCAUGAACUUGAAAAAAACAUUUCACUAUAGUAUUAUUCGCCGUUCGAAGGCGACCUGAGGUCUGUUGUUUAUGGGGAGAGUUGAAAAAACUGACCCCCACUCCGCGGACUACCCACUGACCCCACUCCGCGGACUACUCUACGGACUACUCCGCGGACUACUCUACGGACUAGUCCGCGGACUACCCUGCGGACUACCCUAACUAAUCAACCAAAUUUACUUUCACGGAGAAAAGAGUUAGAAGAAGCGUACCUGCCUACAAGAUCACACUUGAUAAACAGCCGCCAUCUUGAUUUUCGCCAUUUUACUCGACCCAGCUCUCCUUUAGCUUCGCCCCAGUCUUCAUCGGCCACAAGUCAGAGCACGCCGCUCAGCAAUGGAUGACCGGUAAUUGUGUGUUGAAUAUUCAUCCCUUUUAAUUUGUUUCAAUUGUUUGCCUGAGAAAAUGCAAGGGGUGACAGGCCGCACAUCUAUACCGGCGUGAAACCUUGUGUAAACCUUUUAUAUUUUAGCUCUAACGAGCAUGUCCUUUAGGGAUUUUCCUUUCUUGUAGGAAAUGAUAGGUGGUUCUUUAAAAAUUUGGCGAAGUAACGGUUGGGUUUGUAUAAGAUUCCAGUUUUUCAUUAAAACUUCUUUUAAAGUAGACACUGAGGGCUGGUACUGUGUCACGAAAGGCAAUAUUUCUUUUUCCUCUUUGUUGUGUUUCAAGAGAGCAGACUCCCUCUCUGUGAACUUUAUAUCUGAUAGAAGGUUUUCUAUCAUAGUUUGUGGGUAGCCCUGUCAAUCAAGCGUAUUUUGAAAUUUGAAAUAUUUUCCUCAAACGUAGUUUUUGAGGAGUUUGUUCGUAGGAUUCUCAAGGCUUCUCCUUUGACAAAUCCUUUUUUAACACUCGGCGGGUGACAAGAGGUGAAAUGUGUGUACUGGAAGGUUUCCGUUUUUUUAAAAUGUGUCUUUACAUCAAGGAUAGAUUUUUCCUUGAAUCUUGUGCCUUUGUAUACAAUCGUGUCUAAAAACACAGUCUCAGUGUCAGAUAUUUCGGCCGUGAAUUUGAUAGUUGGGUGAUGUAAGUUCGCUUGCUCGAUGAAGGCUUCGAAGGUUUUAAAAAUUUUAAAAAUUAAAAAUUAUCAAGUGUGAUCUUGUAGGCAGGUACGCUUCUUCUAACUCUUUUCUCCGUGAAAGUAAAUUUGGUUGAUUAGUUAGGGUAGUCCGCAGGGUAGUCCGCGGACUAGUCCGUAGAGUAGUCCGCGGAGUAGUCCGUAGAGUAGUCCGCGGAGUGGGGUCAGUGGGUAGUCCGCGGAGUGGGGGUCAGUUUUUUCAACUCUCCCGUUGUUUAUGUCUCAUUACUGCAGUAGAAAACAUGUCGGUACAGUUUGUGUUCUGAGGUUUAGGUCCGCUUAGUAAGACAUGUCUGCUCCAAAAACGGCUGCCAGUUAGCGCAGUAAAAGCAAUAUGGUCAUUUUCCACGUACGCUGUGAUCGUUGGUGUCUGACCAGAACAAUAUUUUUAGUUUUUAUAAUACACAGCAUGCAUUCUUUAAAAGAUACCCAGUUUUUACUUUGUUAUUUCCUAUUUAUUUUGCCCAUGUUAAAAAACGAUUUAAAGCUGUGUGUUAACCAUCAGUUUAUUGCUCCAUCGCUCUAUAAUCAGAUAACCCAGCUGAUCUUUAUAACAGAUAUAUUUAGACCGAAGAUAAAAUGUACAACGCUUUUUGGCGGCUUGCUUUGUUUGUGCGAGGUCAGUCGUUUUCUGUCAAAACUUUUGACAGAUCAUGCAACGGCUGCCAAGUAAUUAGAGAAGGGGCGGGAAACGAUUUUCGGGGGCCUUCCGUGCAGGCGCUUCCUCUCCCCUCGCGUGUCUCCUUCUCGCGCGCCCGUUUUUUCUUGUGCCCACUACUUCCAAGCGCCUGCUACGCAGGCUAAUAUUUGGACGAAUUGUGCACAUUUGUUCCCGAUAUUGUACUUGAUAUGGUGAAGAUGCGAUCAACAGGAGUGUGAAAGAUCGAGAAAGAGCUAUUGCAGCCUGACGAUGGGAUUUCGUUCAGCGAAAAGCAAAUAAACCAAAGAGCCUUAUAAUCACUGCAAAAAAACUGUCCUCGAAUUGUUAAAGCGACAUUGAGGAGUAUUUAUUGAGGUUUAUUCAGUUAUUUGGACGAAUCCGUUAGACCAUUUGUCUUCGUAUGCAAACAGGGAAUGAAUUAAUGUUGUGUCAACUAGAAGCACAGGUUUUAGAACCAACAAGCGUUACGCUAUUUUGCUUGAAUUCUUAGGUGAUCUUUGCCUUAAAGUAGGCUUUUGUUUGUCGGUGAUUCUAUUUAGCAGUGCUAUUAAUGUAAUUUCUACGAGAAAUGCUGCGCUGGUAUAAACAAGUCUCUGGCAAAUGGCAAUCGGAUAGUUCGACUGCGUUUGAAUUACUUGGCUAGGUCAGAGCACGUACUGCUUUGAGAAACCAGCUCCUACUGGAAAAAGUAAUGCUUCUGAAGCCCCAAAGAAAAAUAAAACUGACUCUGAGAAACAGAGUCUAAAUGCUCAAAGUAAAAAUCAAAACAAAAGGUAUGAAAGGUUAUGUCGUUUUUGUAAGGUGUGUUUGCAGCUGUUUUCAUUUUUUAUAUAUAUAUAGUUUAUAAUAAUAUUAAAAAUAUUGUAUUAACAAAAAAUUAUUAUUGCUGAUGCCACAUUUUUAGCAAUUUUAUAAAUUUUUUGGAGAGGAAAAACGUCAAGGAGAGGAGAGAAGUGUUUUAUCUUGGUCAGGCUUCUGUGAACUAGAAUCUUUAUACUUAAAAUUCACAUUCAUGUUUUUGUGUGAAAUGUUUAAAUUUCUUUUUUCUUUCAUUUGCAGGGAAAUGUCCUCUGAUGAUGAGGAGGUAGGGAAAUGAUGAAUGUAUUUUCAUUUCAGUGUACUUUUGAAUUUCAUCUUGAGCAUUUGCUGCCUGUUGUUUUACAGGAACCAUUACCGCCAAAAAUUUCUAAAGCUGUCAAGGCUAACACUAAAGGUUAGUGACGACAUAAUGUUGCUAUUCAAUAUUUGCAGGCAACAAGAUGAUGGGAAGGUAAGGGUCCAGUCACUGUUGAGGAUUUCCAAAAUGUCUGUAAAGUGACAUGUACAUGUACCUCCUGCAAGCUUGUACCCUCUUUCAGGGGCACCCAACCAGGAUAUAGUUCAAAACCACGUAAUAUAGCAUUGUUGAACGUGUUUUAGUAUUUUAACAGUAGAUAUAGGCAUAUUUUUAUCCCCUAAAAACUUUUCAUCUGUUCGGAUUUCCUAGCUGAAAGUCUAGUGAUCCGAAAAAUUAUAGGGAUCAAAACUUACCUUCUCGAAAAUUUCAGCCAGGAAAAGGCUCCCGAAAAUUCUAGGUGGCCUUUUUUAGGGUAAAUAUCCGUUUAAAAUGGGUAAUUAUACCAUUUUGUAGAUGUUCGAAAAUCCUAGGAGAGGCAGGUAAGCAAGAAAUUUUACAACAAAUGUUCCGAAAAUUCUAGCUCUCAAAUCGUCUUCCGAACAGAUAUUUUCCCGAAAAUUGCCGUUGGGUGCCCCUGCUCUUUUCCUGGAAAUGUCCUUUGUACAGGGGUGGGGUGGGAAGACAAGGGUCAAAUCACCCUGGCUUUUGAGGAUAUCAGAAAUGUCUGUAAAACAUCAUGUACCUCCUGCUGCCUUUUUUUCCCUCCUUCCCUGGUCUGCUGAAAUGAAUUAUCCUUCUGACUACUCAUGUUUAUGCCUACAGUUUCAGAAAACGGAGAUUCAAAGGAAGCCAAGAAAAAGGUAACAAAGGAAGUUGAUUUUAUUACCCUUGCCUACAUUUAUGUAUUCUACAGUUUGUUUUGUUCAGUUGCAUCUCAAAAUGUUGUAACUGCAUUUGUGCCAUUUUUUAUCAAACAGGUUCAGAAGAAUGAGCAGGAGGAAGAAAAGACUGAUCCUUUGAAAAGGUGAAUCUCUGAAUAGAUAUGUAGCUUAUUAUUUGUGAUUUAUAUGACUGUUUAUUGCAGUCUUGAGAAGAGUAAAAUGCCGGCAUAGAUUCUGGUCUUUUUAUUUGCAAAGAAAGAAAACCUGAGUACAUCCCAGAGCUAUGCACAGUGGUGAGAGCCCCUGGCAUGGACGCUUCGUGUGGGUCGAGUUUGUUGUUGGUUCUCUCCUUUGCUCUCAGAGGUUUAUCUCUAGGUACUCCGUUUUCCCCUCUGGGCAAAAUUAACAUUUCCAAAUUCCAAUUUGACCAGGAAUCAGCUGGACGAAGAGCCACUAAGCGAAUGUUUCUACCUCUGUGUUGUUAUUUAUUAUUUAUUAUUAAUUUUUUAUGGGAUGUUAGUUUCAUGAAGGGAGUUUUACUAAACAAAUUUCUGCCAUCUGUUCUCUAUGUAUUCUUUUCUUGUUACAGUAAGUGAUUAAAUUUGCUGUUUCUUUUCAUAGCAAUAAAGCAAGAAAAAAGAAAGCUGUUAUAGCUGAGUCAGGUAAUGAAAUCAUUAUUUGAUUGAUAUUGAUAAUAUAGAUAAUUAUUAAAUUCAGUCCUCCUGUAAGCAGAUACCUGCUAAGACUUAAACAAGUCUCUUCUUAGGAGAGAUGUCCAUAAAAAGCAGGUAAUGCUGAGAAAAUAGCUGACAUUUCAUGACGUCACAGGUUUCCCUGCGAAAUGACAUCUGAGAAACGAGCAAACAAAUUCCAUACUGAUGACGUGUCACUACUCAGAUCUGAUUGGUUGCUGUGCUGCUGAGAGGUUGAAAAUUUGACAUUUUGCAGGCAAACCAGUGGUGGUGUGUCAAAAUUUUGGCUGUUUUCUCAGGCUACUUUGUGGGCAAGGAUUAAUUACGGCAUGUAUCCAGAGUGUUUUUAAUAAACUUGAACUUGCUAAAAGCAGGUUAGAAUAUAGUGUUUGUAAGUAAGUGGUACAGUGGCUAAGUGUCCUGAGAUUAGCACAGAAAAUUGAAACAAAAACUAUCUGUAAAGACACAUUUUACUUCCACUUUAGAUGAAGAAACAGAAGAGAAACCAAGAAAAAGAAGAAAGCGAAUGAAAGAACUUCCCAAUGAAGGUAGCAGUGAAGAUAGUAAGUCGGUUAUUGCAUUGGUCCGGUACUUGGCUAAUGCUGGCCUGAGGCUAGCUCAAUGAUGUUUUUAUUUUUACUUACAAUGAAUUCACAGUUCAGUAAAAAUGAAAAAUCCUGUGUUUACUUUGUUAUGAAUUUGUUUAUCUAGAAAAAGAGGAGAAAGUGACAAAUGCAGAAGCAAAUAAAGAGGUUUCUCCAGACCAAGAAUCCACUAAAAGUGAAAGCCCAUUACCUCAACAGCAGCAAGAACAAACCGUAGAAAAAGACGCGAGUAGGCCCGCACGGAAGCGAAAAAAAAGUGAUGAAAUCCAAAACCUUCAUGAACGAUGAAGGUUACAUGGGUAGGUUUCCUGUGUCGACUUGACUAGACGACUCUUUUGGUAAACUAUGGACUAAUAUUUUUGUGGUAAGGGAGAGAGAUUAGGAUACGAAAGGUCCAGGUUCGUUUUUAAUAGAAAUCCUCUAAAUAAGAGGUCAAAAAUUUUCCAAGUGUCUUAAAAAUGGCAGCGACCGUUUACGAAAGGAACAUCUGCCGUUAAAAGUGAAUUCGCGCUGCUUCAAUCUUCCCCGCGAUUAUUCCAACUAGGGGCCUGUUUACGUGGAGGUGGGGGACCCCAAGAAGGCGAGGGAACCCGCUUAGGUGGGGUAUCCCUCCUGUCCACAUAAUCUCUCAUUUUAAUUUGAUCAUGUUUACAUGAUAGGUGGGGUGACCUGCCGCAUGUUACCUCACCUAUCUGGGGUCCCCCACCUCCAUGUAAACAGGCCCUAACUUACUUUUUCAAGUAUAGGCGAAUUCUUCUGGAGUUCAAUUCUUAGUGAAAUUAGGCACUUUCACAUCGUAUUGUACUAAAAGCGUGAUGCACGUGCAAAGUUGUUGUUUUGCCGAUCUAAACCUAUUUCUCUUUUGACUUUCGCGUGGCCGUCACCGUCGUUGGAUCUUAAGGUUCUCUAUUUUUUUUUCUUACAGUGACUGAGAAAGUUUGGGAAAGUGAGUCUACAGAUGCGAGUGAUGAUGAACCCCAAAUAAUUAUCAAACCACCCGUGUCUUACGAGAAACGGCCAUCACCGGUCAAGAAAACCGGCGCUAAGAAGACGCACAGUGACAUGAAAGGCAAAGGAGUGAAACAAUCCUCGCUGACAAGUUUCUUCAAAAAGUCUUAA
Molecule: messenger RNA, 26724 nt
Organism: Porites lobata
Lineage: Eukaryota; Metazoa; Cnidaria; Anthozoa; Scleractinia; Poritidae
Source: the annotation of a GenBank genome assembly